Molecule: messenger RNA, 9510 nt
Organism: Pocillopora verrucosa
Lineage: Eukaryota; Metazoa; Cnidaria; Anthozoa; Scleractinia; Pocilloporidae
Source: RefSeq, a predicted model, not a curated record
UCAACAGACGAAAGUUUCCUUUCGGGCAAGAAAAACAUGGCGGUGGAUUUGAUGAGUCGUUUGUUUUUGAAGUAGGAUUUUUAACGUUGUACUUUGCGAAACACAAGAUGGGUUGAUUUAAACGAUGAAAUAUAGGACUUGGCUGACUAGUGCAGAAUGGAUAAACAUGACCGCUUUAUCGCUAUCAACCAAACGCUACCCGGGUUGGAAGAAUUUCUCAAAGAGGUUCUUGGUAGCGAGCCAUUGAGUGACGAAGCGAAUAAACAACGAAUUGAAUUUCUUAGAAGAUUAGAGAGUGUAUCAAGGCCGCCAUCUUUGCCCCCGAGACCUGCAAAUUUGGGUGAAAUUUAUCGCGCUCGACUACAGAAAAACGACGGUCCUUCCGGAAGCGGCUCCCAAGAUGAAAAUAGUGUUUAUAAAAACGAGAAAACGAUAGACCCAGUCGAGUUUGCUUCACAGCAACGUGAACUAUCCAGAGCUACAACUGUCCAUAAAGCUUUGCCUCCACAAACUUUUUUGUUCGGUGAGAAAGGAAGCCGCAACGGAGGCUUGUAUAUUCAGAGGUCGGGAAAUACAAGGGAUGUGCGAGACUCUAUCAUAAGUACAAGCAGUAAUGAAGAUGACAUCUAUGAACAUCUUAGUCUAAAGAGCAUCUCUCCUGUUGAGUCUUCGAAAGGACAGGAGGGUGAAGCAAGUUCUAAGACUGAAGACUCUUUUGUCUUUCCCAGUCCCCCUAAGACUCCCCAAGAGCAUACAUCAAGUAUCUAUUUACCAGCUCGCACAGGAAGUUUGAGGGGAUCUGGAGGCAAGGGGAAACUCUCUACAGUAUGGUUUAAGAAAGAAACAAAAUUGAAUGAAGAAGUGUAUGCAUCAACCCUACGAGAACCUGUUAUUCAAGGUUACCUGAAAGAUGUCAAGGCGAACAAAAGACGCUGGUGUGUAUUACAGGGUAAUCGCUUACACAUCUUCAAGAAUCAAGAGGAUCCUGCUAUCAUGAUACUAUGUCUGCCUGAAUGUGAAAUAGGAGUUGAUGACAAGAAGAAGAUCAGUUACAGUUUUCGACUUACUCCAUCUGAUGGGCCUGGGGUGACAUUAGCCAUUGAGGAUGGCCAGGACCUAUCUCCAUGGAUGAGUGCGAUUAUGGCAGCAGCUGUACGGCGCAGCAGUCUCGGCAGGCCCAUUAGUCCUCUAGAGGGUUUAUUUAGCUUAGAGGAAGCAAGAGAACGGAUGCGUUCUGCUGAAAUAGAUGGUGGAAUAGAGGAGGAGGAAGAGGAAGAAUUGGAAGACAUUUAUGAAAAACCAGUAGACUUCAAUGUGAGCGGGAUGCCUUUCGUUCACAGUACCCCAGAAACAACAGAAUUCAAGGAAGAUGAAGGUGAAGGCUAUGAUGCCCCCCUUCCUCCAAUCCCUAUUGGGGAUGAUUCCUCAUCAGAAAGCAGCUCAGAUGAAGACGAAAGUGCAGAGAGCAAAGGAUCAUCUAAAAAAGCUGAAGAAAAGAAGAAAAUUUAUGAUGCAAUUCCUCCUGAUUUGUUGGCAGAACUCUCAGCUGGACAGCGUAAACGCAGUGAAACAAACAAAAGCCAGGAUUCUAUUUGUGAAGAUGGGUCAACAAAUGACCAUUCAAUGGAUUUCACAGACAGUCAUAGUGAACACAGUGGAAAUAUUAGUAAUAGACACAGCUACAUUGAGCCUAUAGCAUGUGAUGAUGUUGUGAGCUCUGAACCAAAAGAGGAGGAAACAACCGAAACAUAUUCACGAAAACGAACCUCCACAGUGCUCAGUGCAAGCAUGGAAUCAAUAGGCUCUGAUGCAGAAGAAACUACAACUGUCUCUGUUAUGUCACAGACAACUGAAACUAACAAAGGUUUAGGUCCCAAGGUGAAAAGGAGAAGAAAGCUUGUUCCAGCUGAAGCGGAGCAGAAGUUUCUUCAAGAUCCUGAUGCCAUGCAUAGUGGGAUUUUGUAUCAGAAGCGCAGGCUGGGAGUCUGGUCAAAACGCUAUUGCAAGAUUAUUGACAAUAGAUUCAAGUGUUACCGCAAUCCAGAUGACCAGAAAGCAAGCUUAAAUUUUCCAAUCCUCGGUUAUGAUAUAAGUCUGAUUGACAAUAAGGAAUCAAAGAAGAGUUACUGCAUCAAAAUCUCUCAUCCAAGCCAGGAUACACAUUACUUUGCCACAGAUUCACGGGUGUCAAUUGAACGGUGGAUUGAGGUUCUGUCUCUAGCGGCCACGGCAAGGCCAGAUGUAAUCGCACCAUAUCCACCUUACUUUUGUGCUGACCAGUCUGGAGAUGAAUUACAAAGCAUGUCAAGGGAGUCCUUACUAAGUAGUGAGGGGAGGCUCUCUGAUGAUGACGGUGCAGAUACUCAGGAGGAAUUGGAUGCCUCUUCAGAAAAAGGAAGCAGUAUCGGCAGAAUCAAAGCAAAGAACAGAUUACCCGAUGAAGAGAGUAGGACAACACCGCCAAACGAUCGAAGAAACGUCGAGUCCGUCCCAAGUCAGCCUGAUAGCCAGGAAAGCGGAGUCAAACAGUCUCCAGAGCCCGAGGUGAAAGAGAGAGUGCACAAGAAGAGGAAAGAGAAGCCAAAGGAAGGAACAAAGACCCCUUCGACCAUGAGCCCUCCUCACAGCAUGUUUAUUAGUGAGUCCAUUGAUGGCCAAGCUAAAGCCGAACCAAUGAAUGAAGAAUACGUUUCUCUUGCCAAAGAGAGUGCUAAGGAUGGCAGCGAGGAUUCUUCCCCCAAAAAAGACAGGCGGUGGACAGGCACUCUGAAAAAGAAAUCAUUAGCAAAGGGCAACUCUUAUGAUUACAGAUUACGAGGAAAUGUCUCUACGUUUACUCACACGGAGAACGUUAAAAACAAAAGCCUGAGCAUGAGGCGGAAGAAUUCACAAACAUUUGCCCAUUUAAUGGCUUUGUUCGACAAAGAGGGUCGCUUCUGUGGGUAUCUUACCGAAGUUAGGCAGAAUAAGUUUGGGACGACACAUUUACGAAGAUGGUGUGUUGUCAAGAACGGAGUGUUGAUUCUUUUCAAUAGCGAAAACGAAGAUACACCGCAAGGAAAACUUUCAUUAGUGGACAUGUGGUUGACUAAUAAGAGUGACGAGAGUAGAAAAAAGUUUAGUUUUACUCUAGAGGACAAAGAUGGCAAAGAAACAACCUUGCAAACGACAGUCAAAGAAGAUUUUCAGAAGUGGAUGGGAGUGCUAGAGUUAUUUACCGAGCUUCGUGUUGAAAGACCGCCACCAGAAGUUGCCGAGACUCACAAGAAAACUGACGCUGUGGCUGCUGAGGAAGGAGAGGGAUUCUUUGAACGGGGAUCAUUGCUAACAAAAAGCGCUCGUGCUGCCACCAAACUGAAGGAUGAAAUUUACUCUUUGGCGCCGGGAAAGGUCAGGUCGUCACUGAGGAUGAAAUUGUCACAAAAAGUAAAUGUGAGAGAUAUUUUUCGAAAGACGCACACAUACGACUUGGAUAGUAUAUCAAGUGAAGGAUCUUCCCUCCCAGAACCCGAUAUAGAUACUUUGGCUGUGUUUGGUGGACUCUUAACACAAGUCGAGCCAGAUGGCUCCACAAAUUCACGAUGGUGCACCAUCAAAGAGAAAGAACUCUUAAUUUUUACGGACCGUAAGGCGCCUGACUCUCUUUACCAAAUACCACUUUGGAUGGCCACUUUCAGAGAUUUGAGCGAUACUGAAAGUUGUCCAAACAGAUUUCAAGUUCUCUAUGGUAGCGAAAGCUUUGUUUUCGACGCGUGUGAUAAGUUUGAUCAUAACAGAUGGCUCAAAAUGCUGGUCUCCUCGGUCGAGCGUCGGAACUCGAGCGACGACGAAGACAGACCGAAGUGCGUCGGUCGAUUAACUUCGCCAACAUUCGCAAAGAAGAAACUUUUGCAUCGGCGAACUCGCAGUGAGAUGUUGUCACAAGGAGACGAAACGCCUCCAUCGACGCCGUUGAAAGAAGGGUCUUUAAGUUCUACGAGUUCCACUGAUAGACUAAUGAGUGGAUAUCUUCAAGAAAUACGUGACACCAAAGGUGCUCGUACCCACAUUCGCCGGUGGUGCAUAGCUACCAGCGAGAAAUUUCUUGUGUACGAUAACCAAAACUCAUCAAAAGCUUCUUUUGAGUGGGAACUGUCUAAAAUGACGGUUCAGGAUCUCAGCGACAUGGAUAUGGGUGUCUUUGAAUUUUGCGUCUCGCAUGGGGAGAAAAAGCUUAGUUUCAAAGUCAUUGAUGAGGACUCCGCGAGGCACUGGUUGAGUGUGUUAGCGCGCUAUUGUCACUCUAUAGCGGCAAAUCAACCGCUGUUUAAGACUCCAUCAAAAGUGAAAAGCAAAGAAGAACGUAGGCGAUCUGCGAGUUGGAACGAUCUGAAAUCGAAACAAGCCGAGAAAGAAAAGAACGCUCUCGAAGUGUUAAGCGAAGGAAGGGCGAGUGGGCGAAAGCUCACACGAAGAGCAACCGAAGAUUCUUCGUUCUUUCGUAUGUUUAACCGCUCAGAGUCGUUUAAAGCACCGUGGCGCGCGUCCCAAGAAAAACUGGAGGUAAAAAUGAGGGAACGAUCAGGGAGGAUUGCCGCUAACAGAGCCUGGAAAAGAUUCUCGUGCGGCACCCUGUUUGACAGUGAUGGUAAAUACAGCGGCCAUUUGAUGGAGGUUAUCAUGCGCAACUUGUAUAGCAGUCAAGUGCGAAGGUGGUGUGUGCAGAAAGACGACCAUUUAUACGUGUACGAAAACGAAGCUGCGCUCGACCCCGUCAAGGUGAUUCCUCUAUUUAAAGCCAAGGUUGUGGAUACCAGCGAUAUUGAAGCUUGCGUUUACAGGUUUAGAAUCGAUUUUGACGAGACAAACUGUGCGAUUUUUCAAGCGCUGACCCGCACAGAUCUCGAGAAGUGGACAACAGUUAUCUCUGUUAAAAUCGCCGUUCUUCAGGACCGGAGCGAACGUCAUCUCCGACGGAGCGCUUCUUUAAGUUCAGAAAGGACCGUAGAUACAGCGGGUUUCAGUGGAAGCGAGUUUUCGUCACCCCAACUCAGACCCUCCCUGUCCCCGACAGGAGACUCUUUGUCUCUCACUGAAACUUUCUCGAUUUGCUCAGCUGAUAGUGUCUUUGCUUCAGCGAUUGACACCGUGACCAGUGUAGAAGGGGAAUCAGCCACGUCUAGUUCAUCAGGAUCAGCACCAAUUGAUUCGAACAACGAGACCGCGGUGAGUUCGAUGAAAGAUGAGCCGUCACCCAGUGAUCAGGAGGUAACGGACGCUGGUUCGUCGCCAACUGAAGGAAUGGCUUCAGAGAUUGAGACUUUGGAAGGCACUCGCAAAAACGUUGACAAUAUGUCUCUUAUUGAAGACUUGAGUCAUAUUUACGAGAAUUUCUUGGCGUUUGCUUCCGCCGUGGCCGAAAGCAAUCCUGAAGAGCUUUACCACGUGUAUGAGAAUGUCACGCAAGCUCUUCACCCUGGUUCUCAGCUGGCUGCCCAAAGUGAUGGCGGUGUUGGUGAUAAUUUAACUAGUAAUGAAAGCAACGAAAUAAAUGAAGUAGAAAGCCCUGCCAUGGAAAUGUCAUCGGAAUUCGAGAAAAUUACUCUGCAGGAAAAUGAAGAUGGUGUGUUAUUGAAUAGGUCUUCGGGUAUAUGUGAUGACACUACCCCGGAUAAACAUAUGGAGGAUGUUAACCAAAAGGAACAAGAUGCUGCUAAGACUGUAGAAAAUGACAAGACGUUAAAAGUCGAUGGAGAAAUUUUGGUAGCUUCCGUCAAUAGUGGUGGUGUUGAUGAAGAUCUUGUCAAGAGUAGCCAACCUGUUAUCGGGGAGAGUCAGGAUCUCAUAGUAACGAGCAGGAAAGAGGAAAGUGCAGAGUUUGGAGGGCAUGUGAGGGACAUGAACGGGAUCAAAACUGAGGACUUUGGGGAGGCAAGUGAUAACGAAUUACCAUCAGAGUCAUUGGGCAGCGUUGUCACAAGUAAUUCAACUCUCCAACCUGAAGAUAAGGAAUUACCAUCAGAGUCGUUGGGCAGCGUUGUCGCUAGUCAUUCAACUCUCCAGCCUCAAGAGAAUGAAUUACCAGCGGAGUCGUUGGGCAACGUUGUAACAAGUCGUUUAACUGUCCAAGCUGAAGCUGUUGAUGAAAAAUUAAUUCAAGAGAGAAGUGCGGUGGACAUGCAGCCAUCUCUGGUCCAUGCUGAUCGUUUGAGUGACACUAAAACGGGCGAUAGCUCGUUUUAUGUUGUCGAGGAGGGGAAUGACCAGUUUUGGAGAGAAAUGGAGGAUAAGGAGGUCAGUGAGCCAGUGAUAGCCACAAGCGAAGAAGGCAGUACUGUUCAGGUUUCGCUCGAGAGUAACGAAGACCAGUCGGAAAAGGGUAGUUUCGUUUUGGAUGUAGAGAAGUCUGCUUUUAGCGAAAGGGAUGAAGACAGGACCACGGACGUCACACCUCACGAUCCCCAAAGUAUUCACAACGAUUACUCCAACAGCAACAUUUGUACUGAAGCAGAGGUCUCCGUAGAGAAUGAUCUUGGUUUAGCUCAAGGGAAAACUCAGGGCUCUCACGAAGAAACUGGACUUGGGGAGGAUGAGAAAAAAAUGUUUUUGGAACGUGAAGCCCAGGUAGUGCCUGAAUCAACAGGUUCAGAUUCAGAGAGUGGAGAGUUGAGCGGCUCUACUUAUACCACCAGUACAGUGGCUAAACAUAGCAAUAUUUUACAUGAUACAACCCAAGAGGAAAUCGCUCUAAACAGUUCAAGUCAACUUAAUGUACGAGUUCCUGGUCAAGAAUCAGAGGUUAUUCACACAUUUGGCGCUGCUGACACUGGUGAAGAUCACGCGAAGGAAUCGUUGGAAGUUUCUUGUGAAGAUGCUGAGAAAUUACAGUCUCUUAACACUGAACUUUCUUCCGACGAUCUGCCAGCCAGUGAACAUGCAGGAGAUAAUUCGUGGCUCCAACAAGAUGGCGAACAAUCUCAGGAAACUGUGGACGAAGGCAUAGAGUUGGAAAGAUAUUCUUCGGAUGAAGGAUUCUACACACCAGAAGAUACCGUAGACCUCUCAGUAAGAAGUGAUAGUGUGGCAGGGGUAGACAGGGAAACGAACCCUUCCAAUGACGACACGCAAAAUAGCGAUCCUGAACCGAGCUGUGUAGAAAGCGAAACGAGUUUAGCUCCGAAGACCGAGGAAGUUCUUCAAUCAGAAGGAGAUACAAAGUCCUCCACAGCACAAGGCGUUGAUGAACUACAACAUGAAGUAGGCCAUGACAGCCUGUCUGAGGCGAAGGAUUUCCAAAACGAUGGCGUGAAUAACUCAAGCUGGGAGGAUAAACAACAGCUAACAAACAGUCAAAUGGACAUUCUGAAAGCCGUCACAGCUGCAUUUGAAGAGAUUCUUGAGCUUCAUGGCGAAGAGAGUGAUGCAGAUGACACCAGACUGUGAUUCAAGGGUAUAUAGAUUUAACUCGCCUAUACCCUCUCUCCAAAAAGAAAGGGGGAAAAUGAUAUGAUUGAAUUAUCCUGAAUUAUCCAUGUAGUAAACGAGCAGUAGACCGAACUAAUACGCUUGACCACUUGAAUCGAAAAAUUAAGCCUGUCACCGGAAAUAUCGUGCAGUCAAACAUGAUAUUUUCGUAAUUUUGAGUCCCAUUAGCUUAAACACCAAGACAGUUGGUUUUGAACGAUGUACGCUAAAAAAACCUUUGUACACGCAGAGCACUCUUGUUAGAGCGACUUUGAAUGGCUCACGAUUGGCUCCCUUUUCUCAAUCAUUUGAAAUUUCGUAAACUUUCACAUCGAUUUCGCACCUGGUCAUUUGCUCGAUUGGUACAUGGUGGGGGGAGGGGGGGGGGUGACCAUGUCUGUGCGAUAGACGCCUUUGACUCGAAACGAAAAACCACACUUGUUACAGGGAUUCCCCUUUUCACUCCGUGUAGUUGACACUUUUUCGCGAAUUCCCGAAAUUAGGUGCAAUACUUUUCCUCAUCUUCAUGAGUUUAGGAUGCAGUUACUUGUUACAUCUUGCCAUUCCAACGUAGUAUUAAUACAUCCUUUAAGUAUAGUCGAAUACGUUCGAAUAGGCGUGGCCUUCUGAAGAAAAAAAAACAUUUCUGCAUUCGAGACAAAUUUUUGCUCAUCUACCAGACGGUGUUUGUUCGCCUUAGAUCAUCAUUUCCAUCUCUAAGGGUUUUGGCUUAGGUUUCGUGGUACCUUUUUAAGCUCGGUGAAAAUCUUCAUGACGUCACUCCCUUUUGUAACUAACUUGUAGUGGAAAUUUGUUGCCCUUUUUGUUCCACCUGUGAAGACGAUGAACCUUCAACUUCUCAAAAGAGAUGCAAUUAGUUUGAUGUUGGAGUCAGGCUAGUAGGUUAUGUUACGUGAGCCACACGAAUUGUUCCUGAAGGUGUUUUGCAAAAGUGAAUGGUUAGGAGUUAUUAGAAUCUUAGGGAUACCUCUGAUCUUGGCGAAUGUCUCGUUGGUCAGGCUCUCUUUUUCGUUCCGGCCAAUGUGAAGGCUAGUUCACCUGACUACCACUAGACUACGUUAGUAAUUAAUGAAUAAGCAAGGACAAUAUCUAGAGAACAUCAGGCAUAAAACAUGUAGUCACAGUAAUUACGUAUAAUAAGCGAGUAGUUUCUUUUUCUUUCAGAGUAAUUUUCAAUUGAUUGUCGAAAGUUAUCCGGGGCUGCAUUUUUUUUAAUUACCUUUCCUCUGAGAUUGGUCCAAAAAACUCGCGCUAUCCUCCCAGCCAAUUAGAUUCAAAACUAAAAAAACAAUCGCGUCUUGUUCAUUCGCGUUUUCCCGCGCUUCAAGCAGUUUGCUUAUUUUCACUUUGAGCUCUCAUUGGCUUAUGAUAAUAUAUACGUUUGUUCUGAUUGGUCGCUGUAAUUACUUUGGUAUUGUUUUUUUUCGACACUCAACUGAAAACUGUUCAUGUAGGAUGUAGCAACAUCAAAUUGUCAUGCCACCCGAUCAAAGCCCUGAUGCAAUUAUUAAAUCUAUCGCUUUGAAAAUGAUUAAUUUAAUAAAUAUAAAAAUUGAUUAAUGACUUUUCAAAAUCAGAAUUAUUGAAAUAGCAGUUAAUUGUUAGGAGAAAACUCUGUCAUGUGACAGGGUUAACCGUUCAAUCACGCAAUUCGAUGAGUGUUUGAAUUUAAUUUAAAUUGUAGGUUAGUUUAUUUAAAUUCUAAAGGGAGAUGUGCAAUGUUGUCAUGUCCACGUGUUGUAAAAGUAUUUUAAAGCUCAUCAUUGGCAUCUACGUUCGUCAAAGAAUUUAAAUUUUCUCGUUGGCUAUGUUUCAAAUUUAUACAUCUUAGGAAAGAUGACUAUGUUCACUUCUCUCAAGGUGUAACUAUUGUCCAUCAGGUAUUUGGACAGCAGUUAUUCAUCUAACAACCUCUCUAUGUCUUCAGAUCAAGCUGCUGGUGUAUUAUAUGCUGUACAGUUGAAAUAAUGUUGAAAUAAUUUGAUAGGAACCAAUGUCUGACAUGUAUGUAUGUCUUCGAGAGACAAUAAAAGAGGAAGAAAACAG